This is a messenger RNA of Vombatus ursinus (common wombat), 2708 nucleotides long. It is a transcript of the gene DYM, whose product is annotated as dymeclin. The transcript has 17 exons. Gene Ontology annotation, cellular component: Golgi apparatus. Gene Ontology annotation, biological process: Golgi organization. NCBI's taxonomy places the organism in Eukaryota, Metazoa, Chordata, Mammalia, Diprotodontia, Vombatidae. Bases 151 to 2160 code for a protein of 669 amino acids. The record is from RefSeq and is a predicted model, not a curated record.
CGCCUCCUCGGGCCGGCGGCGGCGGCGGCCGCGGCCUCUCUGUCCCAACCACCCUCUUCGGAGCCCGCGGCGCGGGAGCCGGGACUCACCCAAGUCAGGUUUUCUUGAAGAAAUGAAGAUUUAAGAGAGAUUUAUCUACCAAAUCAAAAGAUGGGAGCAAACAGCAGCAGCAUCAGUGACCUUUCGGAAAAUGAAUAUCUAAAAAGGUUAUCUGGAACAGAAUCUAUCUCCGAGAAUGACCCAUUCUGGAAUCAACUUCUUUCUUUUUCUUUUACUACACCAACUAACAGUGCUGAACUGAAGCUUUUAGAGGAAGCCACCAUCUCAGUCUGCAAGUCUUUAGUUGAAAAUAAUCCUCGAACAGGCAACCUUGGAGCACUCAUAAAGGUCUUUCUUUCUAGAACCAAAGAAUUAAAAAUUUCAGCAGAAUGUCAAAACCACCUCUUUAUUUGGCAGGCCCACAACGCUUUGUUUCUUAUUUCUUGUUUGCUGAAAGUGUUCAUCUGUCAGAUGCCUGAGGAGGAAAUGCAGCUUCAUUUUACUUAUGAAGAAAAAUCUCCAGUCACUUAUCAAGCUGACUCCGAAGAUCUCAUAGAAGAACUGCUUUGCUGCUUAAUCAAGUUAAUCAUUGACAUCCCACUCUUGGAUAUAACGUAUGGAAUAUCACUAGAGGCUGUGUCAACACUGGUCGUUUUCCUUUCCUGUCAGCUCUUCCAUAAGGAAAUUUUGAGGCAGAGCAUAAGCCAUAAAUAUCUGAUGCAUGGACGAUGUCUUCCGUAUACCAGCAGACUUGUGAAGACCUUAUUGUAUAACUUCAUCAGACAAGAAAAGAGACCUCCCCCUGGGACCCACAUCUUUGAGCAGCAAUCAGAUGGUGGAGGAUUGCUUUAUGGCCUUGCAUCAGGAGUGGCAACUGGACUUUGGACUGUCUUCACACUGGGUGGAGUAGGAAGUAAACCAGCACCUCAUCAGGAACAGUCUUCACCUCUCGCCAGUCAGAGCCUUCUGCUGCUGCUUGUGCUGGCCAAUCUCACUGAUGCUCCUGAUACGCCAAACCCCUACCGACAGGCCAUUAUGUCCUUUAAGAACACACAAGAUAGCACUGCUUUUCCCUCUUCAAAUCCACAUGCUUUCCAGAUUAACUUUAAUAGUUUGUAUACAGCCCUGUGUGAGCAGCAGAAGUCUGAUCAAGCAACUCUUCUUUUGUAUAUGUUACUGCAUCAAAAUAGUAAUGUGAGGACAUACAUGUUGGCUCGCACAGAUAUGGAAAAUCUUGUUGUACCAAUUCUUGAGAUUCUGUAUCAUGUUGAAGAACGGAAUUCACACCAUGUGUACAUGGCUCUUAUUAUUUUGUUGAUUCUGACAGAAGAUGAUGGCUUCAAUCGAUCCAUUCAUGAAGUGAUACUCAAAAAUAUUACCUGGUAUUCAGAACGGGUUUUAACAGAGAUCUCACUGGGUAGUCUUCUGAUAUUGGUGGUAAUAAGAACCAUUCAGUACAACAUGACAAGGACAAGGGACAAAUACCUUCACACAAAUUGUUUAGCAGCUUUAGCAAAUAUGUCAGCACAAUUUCGUUCACUUCAUCAAUAUGCUGCCCAGAGAAUUAUCAGUUUGUUUUCUUUGCUAUCUAAAAAGCACAACAAAGUUCUAGAACAAGCCACACAGUCCCUGAGAGGUUCCCUGAGUUCUGAUGAUGUUCCUCUGCCAGAUUAUGCACAGGACCUGAAUGUGAUUGAGGAAGUGAUUCGAAUGAUGUUAGAGAUCAUCAAUUCCUGCCUGACAAAUUCUCUCCACCACAACCCAAACCUGGUGUAUGCAUUGUUAUACAAACGGGACCUCUUUGAACAGUUUCGAACUCACCCUUCCUUUCAGGAUAUAAUGCAAAACAUAGACCUGGUGAUCACCUUCUUUAGUUCACGAUUGCAGCAGGCUGGAGCCGAGCUGUCAGUGGAACGAGUCCUGGAAAUCAUCAAACAAGGAGCUGUUGCACUGCCCAAAGACAGGCUGAAGAAAUUUCCAGAGCUGAAGUUCAAGUACGUGGAAGAGGAGCAGCCUGAGGAAUUCUUCAUUCCCUACGUCUGGUCUCUCGUGUACAACUCGGCUGUCGCCCUAUACUGGAACCCACAAGACAUCCAGUUAUUCACAAUGGAUUCAGGCUGAGGGCCCGCACCCGGCCUUCCCCGCUCCCUGCCCCACCCCACCCCAUGCAAAGUGACUCUUCUAGUUACCUAUUCCUGGAAGAGACAGACCUAUGUGUACUCUAGAACUGUGGCUUACAGAGAAUUAUCUAACCUUGUAUAGUUUUUGACUUUAAAAUUUCAUACCAGAUAGUAGGAGAGCACCAAGUAUAGAAUGUGGCACAAAAAAGAAAAGGACAAAAAACACAAUAAGAAUAAAAGUCUGAUAUGUGACCUUUAAUUUGAUUUCUCAACAAAAAACCUAGAGCUUAUCCAGAGAAUUGAUGCUUUAUGAACUUGGCAUAAUACUGCUUACUCCUUCCUUGUUCAAGUGUUCAGAGGGACUUUUUUGGGGGGUGGGGAGAAGAGGUUGUUUGGGGUUUUCUGUUUGAGUUUUUUGUUUUGUUUUUGCUCAGAAUGGGUAAAUGAGAAAAAGCCAGGUUAACAAGCUGACUGAACAGGUAUUCAGGGAAAUGAAACUUAAAAGCAUAUAAAUCUGGUGACCUUUCAAGGAGGCCUCCUUCCAUUUAA